AUGUCGUCGGCGGCGCAGCAGCUGCCGCGGACGGAGUCGCGGACGCUGUCGGGGCACGAGGGCGCGGUGCUCGCCGUUCGCUUCAACCACGACGGCAAGUACUGCCUGAGCUGCGGCAAGGACCGCACCGUCCGCCUCUGGAACCCCCACACCGGCGCCCACGUCAAGACCUAUAAAUCCCACGGUCGCGAGGUUCGCGACGUGAACGCGUCCUCGGACAACGCCAAGCUGGUGUCGUGCGGCGGGGACAAGCAGAUCUUCUACUGGGAUGUUGCCUCCGGCAAAGUCAUCCGCAAGUUCCGCGGCCACAACAGCGAGGUCAAUUCAGUGAAGUUUAAUGAGCACAACACUGUUGUACUGUCAGCUGGUUAUGACCGUUCGGUGCGUGCAUUUGACUGCAGGUCACAGAGCAGUGAUCCGAUUCAGACAAUUGAUACUUUUCAAGACAGUGUAAUGUCAGUUAAUGUAACCAACACCGAAAUAAUUGCUGGCAGUGUUGAUGGUACUGUCCGAACAUUUGAUAUUCGCAUGGGGAGACUGUCGAUAACCUGGGUCAUCCUGUCAACUGUAUAUCUUUGUCGAAUGACCGCAAUUGCCUCUUGGCUAACUGUUUGGAUUCUACCGUGA
Triticum turgidum subsp. durum (durum wheat) is the source of this 627-nucleotide messenger RNA. The record is from the annotation of a GenBank genome assembly. NCBI's taxonomy places the organism in Eukaryota, Viridiplantae, Streptophyta, Magnoliopsida, Poales, Poaceae.